AUGCGUUGCUUUGGGAGUGCUCGAAAGCGCCGUCAAAGAGACUGCCUCAAAUCGCGAUGGGAUCGAAUACGUCAUUACUCGCAUCAGAUAGUAUGGAAAUGUUUCCAGUGUGCUAAUUAAUGAAAGCACUCUUGACGGCGCGGCCUUGUCCAGAAUGAAGAGUGAGCUUGAGAAACGGCUGGUCGAGCUCUACAAAGCUCUGCUCCUGUAUCAAAUGAAGAGUGUUUGCUCGUACCACAGAAACCGUGGCUACGGAUUCUUGCGGGAUUUAAUAAAGCUUGAUAACUGGGCAGUCAGUGUCCAAAAUAUACAGAAAGCUGAAGACAGCUUACGCCAGGAUGCUGAGGUAUACGGCAGCCAACAGUCCCGAUCACGCCUCGAACUCAUUGCGAACCAUGCCAAAACCCAAGAAUCGGAGAUCAAAAGCAUUGCAAAGGCUCUAGAGGAGCAACUCCGUCGUCAAAUCUCCGUAGAGGAUCAAACCUGUUUGAGGGAAUUGUGGUCGCACGAUCCUUAUACGGAAAAGAAACGCAUUGAGGAUACAAAGGGGGGUUUCUUACAAUACUCUUUGAACUGGAUACUUGAGAACGACCAUUUUUGUCAGUGGUUUGAAGAUCCCAGCCGUCCACUCCUCUGGAUCCGUGGAGAUCCAGGAAAAGGCAAAACGAUGCUUUUAUGUGGCAUCGUCGAUAACCUGCAGAAAUUGGCGCCCUCUAGUCUUGUCUCACUUUUCUUCUGCCAGGCCACAGAUGAACGGAUCAAUAACUCAAUUUCAGUAUUACGGGGGUUGAUCUUCUCGCCAGUUGAUCAACAGCGGCACCUUUUAAAGCAUUUACGGGAGCACUAUGCCCGUCAAGGAAAAUCUCUUUUCGAGCCGCCGAGUGCGUGGUAUGCUUUGCCUGAUAUCCUACAAUCACUUUUAUCAGAGUUAAACAAUAGUCAGAAGCCGACUUGUCUUCUUGUCGAUGCACUUGAUGAGUGCGUGAACGAAGACAUGUCACGACUUCUCGAUUUUAUUGUUAAGAUGUCUAAUGAAUUCCCCUAUGUCAAAUGGGUCGUCUCGAGUCGCAAUUGGCCACAAAUCAUAGAUAAACUUGAGAGUUUAGGGCCGCAAGCGCAGCUUAGCCUAGAGCUGAACGUUAACUCUGUAGCCAGUGCCGUCCAGAUAUACAUCAAGCAAAAGGUCUCACAGUUAAGCGAAAGCAAAGGAUAUAAGAAGGACAGAGAAGAAGCAGUUCGAAAAUAUCUCCAGGAGAACGCUGACGGCACAUUCCUCUGGGUAGCCCUGGUUUGUCAAAAUUUGCAGAGGGUCUCGGCAUGGAACGCCCUGAGUAAAUUGAAGGCGUACCCUCCGGGACUCGAUUCGUUUUAUCAGCAGAUGAUCAAUGGUUUAGCCAAGUCUAGUGAAGCUGAGAUCUGCAAACGCAUACUUGCUGUUAUCACUGUUGCUCGCCAACCUCUUACACUCCAAGAGUUGAUAGCACUUGCUGAAACCCCAGGAGAGCUAGACGAAAAGAUACCAGCCAUUUGUGACCUCAUAGCGCAAUGUGGUUCAUUUCUCACCAUUCGAGAUGAAGUCGUCUAUUUUGUGCACCAGUCAGCAAAAGACUUCUUAGUCGGCACGAACACGGAGCAAACGCUUUUCCUAGAGAUUGCGAAGGUCAAUGAUUAUAUAGUAUCACGAUCUUUAGAUCUAAUGUCUGAGCUUUUAAAGCGGGAUAUGUAUAAUCUGAGCGAUCUAGGAAUACAUAUUGAUGAUGCUCAAGCCCUUGAUCCGAAUCCUCUGACCGCCAUUGGGUACUCUUGUGUUUUCUGGAUUGAUCAUUUUGUGGAAUCAAUUACGAGCAAGAAAAAAACAACAGAAACAGAAGAUAUCUGGCAAACACUUGUUGAUGACACCAAAGCGUUUAUUGAGCGGAAGUAUCUAUUCUGGCUUGAGGCUCUCAGCUUACUCAGACGAAUACCGGAGGGUAUAAUGGUAAUAAGAAAGUUGCAGGAAGUCUAUAAGAAGGAAAUGAUAUAUGAUUCGACUGGCCUUAUUCGAGAUGCCUAUCGAUUCAUAUUGGCAGCCAAACAGACCAUUGAGAGUUUCCCCCUUCAAAUUCAUCCAUCGGCCCUUCUUAUAUGUCCAAUCACAAGCCAGAUACGACAACAAUCGUUGGAAGACCCGGCAACAUUCUUUGAAAUGAAGCAUGGCAUGCAGAUUGGGUGGGAUUCAUGUGUCCAAACUAUAGAUACAGGCUUAACACCGGGACUUUUAGCUAAAUCGCCAGAUGGCAAGCUCUUGGCAUCAAUGUCCCUUUCAGGUACUACAAUUUGGGAUAUAGCCACUGGGUCUCGCCUAAAGACUCUCAAGAACCCCGAUCAAGAGCUUGCAACUUUUUAUCGCAAUGAUCCAUAUCUGCUUUUCUCACCAAAUGGACAGCAUCUGGCCGCGGUUGACGAAAAAUGGGCUGGGAUUAUUAUCUGGGAUAUCGCAUCCAGUGAACCCAUACAAAGGCUACAAGGUUAUAUGCACUUGGGCUGUAAUCUAUCUUUUUCACCAGAUGGGAAGCACCUCGCCUCUGGGUCAGACGAAGACACCAUCAUUAUCUGGGACCUAGCUUCGGGUAGGCGUAUGCGAACUCUCGAGAAUACUGAAAGAGUCGUCUUAGUAUCGUUUUCCCCCAGCGGCAAAUUGUUGGUCUCAUGUUCAAUUGGGGGAUCAAUCAAAAUAUGGGAUGACACGGGUAAAUGCAUACAGGAAAAAACUCUAGAUGAAGCAUGGAAAACGACUCACAACACUCCCAAUCACUGCUUGAAUUUGCGGUUCUCGCCGGAUUUAUCUCUCCUGGUGUUCCGCGAUCUAAACGACAAUAUCAAAAUCUUGGACUUAAGCUCCUUUCAAUAUAUCAAGGUUAUAAAAUGGGACAGGCCUAUGAAUGGAGAACCUUGCAUUACCUUUCUUCCAAAUAGGCAACUGGCAGUGGCUACUGCGAAUGAUGGAGUACACUGUAAUUGCAUAAACAUCUGGGAUAUUGAUGCAAAUAAAGUUUUAAGGACUUUAAGACGUCAUAUUUACCAAAUUGGCUCAGUUGAGGUCUCGCCCGACGGGAGUCAACUGAUCUCCUCAUCAGAAUUGGAUUGGACUAUCUGAAUAUGGGACAUAGACCCAGAAGCGGAUGAUUCCGAUAUGUGGGAGGGGCAUGAGGAGUAUCACUUGCCGAUGGCUUUUUCGACAGAUGGAAGUAAAUUCGCAUCAGGUUCCCAUGAAAAUUCCAUCACAAUCUUGGAUACAGCUACGACCGGUCGUGUCCAGACCUUGAUCGGUCACCAGGGAGCGAUUGACUGCAUAGCAAUUUCAUCAGAUGGCAAGCUCCUUGCUUCCGGAUCAUCAGACAAUAGUGUCAAUAUCUGGAAUAUAGCAGAGAAUGUUUGCAUACAGACAUUGGAAGGCCAUACCGGCCAGAUCACGUCAGUAAAGUUCUCACCAGACUCCCAACGUUUAGCAUCAGCAUCAUACGUAAAGCUCUCACAAGAAGCAACCGAUCACACAAUCAGGAUUUGGGAUCUCGCCACGUCG
Messenger RNA from Trichoderma harzianum CBS 226.95, 3562 nucleotides. RefSeq lists its product as hypothetical. Gene Ontology annotation, molecular function: protein binding. Lineage: Eukaryota; Fungi; Ascomycota; Sordariomycetes; Hypocreales; Hypocreaceae. The coding region runs from base 155 to 3136 and encodes 993 amino acids. The record is from RefSeq and is a predicted model, not a curated record. The transcript has 3 exons.